GACUGACUGACUGGGCUGAAUGCGCGCCUGUGUCGCGCGCUGCUGGUGGGCUGUGCGCCGUCACGCGCUGAAGGUGCCACGAAAUGAAGCAAACUCAGUCACGGAGGGGAAGAGCAGUGUUCAUGAGGGCGCGGAUGGGAACAUAAGAGGAGGACCUGGAUCUGGAUUAAAAACCGAGUCGAGUGAAAAAUGGCCAAAAACACAUCUCUGUAUUUUCGGAUUGUCGAGGGCAGGAACCUCCCAGCCAAAGACGUGUAAGUAACACCUGAGAGACAUGUGCUGCUGCUGCUGCUGCUGCUGCUGGGCUCAGACACUCAGAUAUCUGCAGAUAUACAGACUCACAUACUGCAUAAAUACUGAUAAUAAGAGGUGACUGAUGAGGCCGACUGGGACAAGAAAACAAAGUUUAAGCUUUCAUUUAAACACCUAUUGAAAAUUUAGAUGAAAAGAAUUGAUGUAGAUAAGUGUUUUUCAUUUAGAUUCACAUUUUUAUUCACCAAAACAACAUGCAGCUAUAGUUGAAAUCAUUAUUCUGGGCUACCAUUUCUCAUAUUUUCACAUAUUUAUCUCUUUUUCAUCUUCAGAUCUGGAACCAGUGAUCCAUACUGCAUUGUAAAAGUUGACAAUGAAGUUGUGGCCAGGUGAGUCCUCUGUCAUUCACUUUAAAACAGUCUGAAACGGCUGAAUGUUUCUGUGUGGGGCUGAUUAUUACUCCUGUUUGACCAGCCUUCAUCAUCAUCAUCACAGCUCAGAUAUUUGCACUGUGUUGGUUUCUGGCUGUGCACAUGUGUAACCUGGGUGGAGUGUGUAUGAUCACCUUAUAGGCGCCCCCUCCAACAGUGAACCUGAUACCGGUCUGGCCUUUAAAACAGCCGCAGGUAACCAUGGAGAGGCUGCAUCAAUUAUCACAGGUAGCUCCUGGUGUUAGCAGGAGCAGAGUGCAUGAGUUCAGAGGUGUCAGAGCGCAAAAAGACAACAGGUUUUCUCCUCUUACAUAAUCAAAUAAAUAUCUGCUGAUUGCAAUAUUACUUUUGCUCCAUAUUACUGCUUUAAUGUAGUUUAAUUUUUUUAAAACAGAGGCAGUUUCUUUAAAAAAUAAAGUUUUGUUGCUGGUUUGAAUUGGGUGGCUAUUGUUCCAUCUGGUAUCAUGUGGGAAAACGGCGCAAUGAUUCACAGUAAACACACACACACACACACACACACACACACACACACACACACACACACACACACACACACACACACACACACACACACACUCAUUAUCUUGUAGUGUUUCUGGCCAACUGACUCCUCCAGAGUGAUGUUCAUGGAUGAUGUGGCUGUUAGAUUGCAGCAGUAAAUAAUGAGUACAGCCAUUAAAAACAGCAGUACAAGGUUCUCAAAUGGUCUAUUACUGGUAUCACAAGUAAAGCUCUUUGCACUUUUAUAUAAAGAAUAUUAACUCUUUAAAAAAAAUGUCUUGAAAUUCAAAUGUAAAGAAUUAAAAUUGUGCUAGAUUUUUACCUCAUCUCGAUUUUGGCCAUAAAAUAUCACAACAACAUUAUAGCACAUUGGUAUGGGGGCCUUUUAAGACUCUCGCGAACAAGAGUAUGUUUUCAUGUGUCUAUGUGUCCAUGUAUCUGUUUUAUUUUUCCUUUUCUUGGUAAUAUAUUGUCUGUUCCUCUUAAUGUUGUGGUGUAUAUCAUGCUAUUGGGACUUCAGCCUGAAAUAAAAUUCGUGUACAUAUAUAUAUAUAUAUAUAUAUAUAUAUGAAUUUCUCUUGUAAAGUUGAAAGUAAAUCAUUACAAUCAGUUAAUUUAUAGGCCAUCAUGGAUUUAUAAUGAUGUUCAAAUGUAUGAUUUUUUCACAUCACUUGUGGCUGAACCAUCACAGAGGAAAUUUAUUUUGACAUUGUUGUUAGAUCUUCUGUUGUUUUAUGCGCUGUUAAAACAGGGCUCUUAUUUUGAAGCAUGAGAGACUUCCGGUAGAUCGUAAAGUUCUGAACUGAAUUAAAACGGUUUUGACAACGUUAAAAAGUGUAAAUAAUUAAUUAAUUAGGAAUCUGAACAGACACAAACUCUAAAGUUGUUUUAGGGUUCAUAAACAAGCAAUAGAUGUCAUUUUUUAAAGUGCUGAAUCAUUUUCAGAGCUAUGUAAGCUAGCUAGCUAACAACCAGAGAGAAGGACCAGUUCAAUAAGCUAACGGUUUUACUGUUAGCUCGUCUGUUUAUCUCGAUAUCCGUCUAUUUUUGUUUAUCUCGAUAUUAUCUGCGUAUUUAAAUUUGUAGAGAAGUGAUCCUUUGUCUUUUAUGAAGUAUUAAAAUAAAGGACUUCCUGUUUGGUGGCUGCAUUAGUCAGUAAAUUGUGAGCUAAUCAAAAAGGAACUCAACAGAAUGUUUCAUUGUAUAAUUCGACCAGCCUUUUCAAAAUAAAACCUUUAGUUAUUUCACAGUAAAAGCCUGGAAAGAAGAUAAAUAUUUUUUUUUUGUAGUAGAUUAAUUUGUCCAAUAUUGUCCCAUGCUUUUAAUCUGUCUUAUGUUUCCUCUGAGGGGAUCCAAACCCUCCUGAGUUUCACACACUACUUCAUUUGUAAGAAAUGUUCCAUAAGAGCUUUUCCUGAGAUUUCUGACUCCUUCUCCCUAAAUGAUGCUCUGUGAUGUGUUUGUAGUGUUUUCAGUGUUGCGUACAUUUCUGUUUCAUAUGUGAAAUGUCUCCUCCAGGACUGCCACUGUCUGGAAGAACCUUAAUCCUUUCUGGGGUGAAGAGUACACGCUGCACCUCCCGAUGGGUUUCCACUCCCUCUCCUUUCACGUCAUGGACGAGGACACGAUCGGGUAACCAACCUGUCUGAAAAUGAUCCCGUUAUAAACCAUAACUGACAGCCUGGCAGCUGAUUUAAAGUCCCCUGAGUCGUGGAUGUUUGCUUUACUUGUCUCUUGCGUUGAUAUAUCUGGGUUGAAAACCUUGUGUACAGUUGAAAAGUUUUGGGAAUUAAAACUCUGAGCUUUGAGUAAACAAACAUGGUCAGGCAGAUGGUCGCCCAGACUGAGUGAUUAAGGGUUGUUUUCCUCUCGUCUUCAUAUGACCACCAGCAAUCUGUCUUCAGUUUCACCUCAUUUAACUCUUUAAAGACCCCACAGUCCUCAUGGUCUUUGAUACACGAUGAAUCUGAGGAUCUUUGUCUCUCUCUGCAGCCAUGACGAUGUUAUCGGGAAGAUAACUCUGACCAAAGAAGCCAUCGGAUCUCAAACUAAAGGUAUGACUAAACAAACUUCACCGGCCUGCUACAGGACCAAAGGUCGAAGGUUAAACACACAUGGCCCCUCAUGACCAAGUCAAAUGUCUGAAUGAUGAGACAUUUCUGUUUUUGGACGAGGACUCUGGGAAAGUUUUUUUUCUUCUUAAAUCUGAGGCACAUUUAACCCUCCAACACAAAACGGUACAUUUUAUUUAUUCAGAUUCUUUAAUUAGAAAUUAGAUUUUCCACCAGUACUCUGAUAAUAUAGUUAUAUAGGGAUAUUUAAUGACCAUAAUAAUGGUGAGGUAAUUAUCUGAUAUCAUCACAGUCCUUAAAAAGGGAGAUUCCACCUGUUUUUUUACCUUAUAACCACACUUAGACGAAACAGUAAAACCUCCUUUUUUUGCAUCUUUAUGAAUAGAAUGAAGAUUACACUGUUGUUAAAACUGUGUCUAAAAGGCGGAAGACUCUCUGGAAUAAUCUAGACCAGAUCUAACAAGUCCAGGUUAAGUGGUUCUGGAUCAGGACUCUGUUCCUCUUACUUUGUCCUUUUCAUCCAAAUCAGAAGCUAACUUUAGGUUUUUCUUUUGGUGGACCUUUUGAUACUUUCUGACUUAUUUAUUUCCUCAUUAUCUCAUUUAUUUGUGCAUAUUUUAAAGCAGCACACUAUGUUCUUGAAAGUCCGUGACCCUGGUCAACACAACACCGAGUGAUCGCAGGAGAGGAAAGAAGAAACACAGAGUCCUAGAAAGUCUGGAGUCAUUUGUUUGGCUUUCAGGGCUGUAAAAUGUUCAGUUUCAUUAUUUAAUAUAAAAGACAUAAUCAGGGGCACAGUGUCAGGUCCAGUGAGAAAAUUCCUGUGAGGGAGUCAGUGACUCAGUGCAUCGUGUAGCCGUGAAUCAGUGGGGUGAAGGCCGCUGUGCCAGGUGGUUCUCAGGAGAGAUGCAUCAGUAUGCAGCCAACACGGCGCGUAAAAACACUCUGAGCGAUUGGAAAAAAACUACAACAACAUCACGACACAACAUGUUUUAAAUGCAAUGUGUCAGGCUUCGACAGUGAAGAGAGAGAGAGAGCUGGAGUUCAGGCUGAGACAAACACGACUGAAACGCCUCUGUACGACACUCAGUCUUUGAUUUACUGCACUUUGGGUUUCACUGAGUAAAUAAAGGUUCAAAUGUAGAAUAAACAGGAGGGCUCUCAUAUUACUGAUGUGGAAAAGUCCACAAACAAACAGGGAUUAGGCUGCAUCAAAUGUUGCAGAGUAAAAAGCAACUUUUCCAUGUGCAAUUUACUGAUUUUUGGAAAUCCUUUAAAGCAUUUACAUCGCUGAUACAUCGCUGUAUUAAUACAUGAGCUGUGGAAAAGCUCCUGUCCUGCUUAUAUGUUGUCAUAGACUAUAAAUCCAACGAACAAAACAGUCUUUUCAAGCGUUUAUAAAACAUUUGUCACAUUAUCAAGAUAUGUCUCUCCCUGCUCUCCUCUCUCCUCCUCCUGCUCCUCUCUUCACCUGUGGCUGUCUAAUAGUACCUGUUGCUCCGUCUGUUGUCUCCAAUCUUUAUGGUUAGUUUCAAAAGGAGGAUCCACAGUACAACAACCAAGAGGGAAAUUUGACAUCCCUCUUUUAGUUCGCUGUUCUUUCUCAAUGGGAAGUUCUGGAGGGGAGAUCUGGUUCUGGCUCUGAAUGUCCAGUAAAAACUGCUCCUGUUUGUGUCGUGGACAGGGUUGGACAGCUGGGUGAACCUGACGAGGGUGGACCCUGACGAGGAGGUCCAGGGAGAGAUCCACCUGAAUCUGCUGCUGCUCAAAGAUGCAGAGAAGAUCAGCCUGAGAUGUCAAGUCAUUGAAGCGAGGUGAGUGACCAAACUCUGAGAUUAAAAGUGCCAAAACACGAGGAGAGGAAGUUAAUCUUGUAUGUCAAUGAGAGUUUAAGGGGUGAAACUGCGGAUGAACUUGAGUGUAGUUUGGCACCAGGCUGAAGUUUGUGUAGCUGCGACCCGACAGUAUCAUCACUAUCAGUGUUCCUGUGCUGAAACGUUAACACCAUCACCCCGCAGGCCUCCACACUCCCCUCCUGACUCACUCGGCCUCCAUCACACCACUCACUGACCCAUCUGUGAGUCCCAUCCCUCUCAGGCACUAAUGAGCAUGUCAAUCAGGGUUUGACGCUGCGUUAGUCAGACAGGCCCCAGUGGAUGAGAAUCCGGCCUGAAAGAAGAAGAAGGUCGAGGGAAACGUCGUUGUUUUAACGUCCGUCUCUGAUUGAAUUUGCAGAACAGGUUACAGGAGCUUGUUUAGCGUUUAAGUGUUUCCAUCACCUUUUAUUGUCUCUGCAGAGAUUUGGCUCCGAGAGACAUUUCUGGAACCUCGGAUCCUUUUGCAAGAGUUAUCUUCAACAACCACAGUGCAGAGACCUCGGUGAGCCUCAUCUGCAUCUUACUGCAUGUGCUGUGUCUUUUAUUUUUAAAGUGACAGAAAAAAACCCAGACUUCUGCUUUUUUCCUCUUCAAUGGUUUAAUCGAAUGACGAAAUAGUUACAGGAAAUGCAAAAAUCUAAAGUUAACAGUCAAUUCCCCUCAAGGAAGAGUCUGCGGUCCAUCAGGGCAAAAAAAAAACGCUCACCACAAGAGCAGCUCCGACCCCUCUUAGCAUGUUGCUAUUGGCAACAAACUGACUCUGAGUCCAAACAAAGAAGUAAAUAGACAAAUGGCUAAAAACUGAACAAAACAGAAUAAAACUAUAGUCUCUCAAACCAAGCGGUUCUUCUGAGCAUGUCAGUGUAUUUUAAUAUGAAUGUAUUUAUGAAGGAGUCAUAACGACCAGGCGUUCAGUGUAGAGAAGAUUGUUUGUUGGGUUUUAGAUCAUCAAGAAGACCCGUUUCCCUCACUGGGGAGAGACCCUGGAGCUGGAGCUGGACCCAGAGGAGCUGAGUGAGGAGGGCAGCAUCACCGUGGAGGUCUGGGACUGGGACAUGGUGGGCAAGAACGACUUUUUGGGGAAGGUGAGGAAGUCUGAGUGAUGAGAUAAUUUCAUUAUUAAUAGAUAUUUAUGCUUUAGUCUCCCUGAAAGAGGAUUUAAACUGAAGCUCAGUGGACUGUCUUCACUCUUGGAUUCCUUGAUAGGUGAAUUUUGCCGACCUAUAUCGUGUCCUUGUUUGUUCUCUCCUUCCUCAGGUGGAAAUCCCUUUUGCGUGUUUGCUUAAAACACCUCUGCUGGAGGGCUGGUUUCGUUUGCUGCCCUUGGGAAACAAUGAGGUUGAUGCGGGGUGAGGAUUAUGGGUGUGCUUGUUUGUACAGUGUGGCGAGUUUGUGUGUUUGUAACUCUGAUACACACGUUUGGCUUUGAACUAUUUGAAGGACAAAAUAAAACCGUAUAUUUAGUGUUUAAGAUGCACUCAAGGAAAUGAUGGUUCCCCUCUCUGCUUUCUGGUUGGCUGCUCUAAAUCAACACAUGCAGGCGUAAAGCAGGUCUGACAGCAUCUGUUGUUUGAGACGAUUAUAGAAAAAAGACGUGAGAGGAUGGUGCCAAAACCUCAGAAGGAGCAAACUAACCGCAGAAGAUCUCAUGAAGAGGCUCCAGAACUUCCUGAGGGUCUGAACUAAGACCACAAAACUUAGGAUUUUAACCUCUAACAGGUUUUCUCAGAGACUAUUGUUUUGCAUGUUUUGCCCUCUUCACUGUUUCAUCCUUUUGAAGAGCAGCUACUUCAGACGAUUUUCAUGCAUUUUCACUGAAAGGUUACCAGAAAGGCCUUUUUUAAUGUUUUAUUUACUCCAGAAUCGUCCAAAGGGCUUUUUUUAGACACUAGAGGACCCCUCCCUGAGUAGACCGCUGUGAUAGCAGAGACCUCUGAACAUUAAGACCCCUCCAUACUUGAUUUUAUGUUAAGUAAGAAAUAAGUAAUAUAAAUAAUAUAAAUAAUAUAAAUAUAAUACAAUAUAUAAACAAUAUAAUAAUAAUAAAUAAAUAAUAAUAAUAAUAUAAUAAAAUAAUAUAAUAAAAUAAAUAACAAAUAUAAUAAAAUAAUAAAUAAAUAAUAUAAUAAUAUAAAUAAUACAAUGGACUGUGACCAGUACAGAUAGUUAGUAAAAUAUUAAAGAGAGAUUAUAAUUUCAAAUUAAAAGAGUUAAUAAUCUCUUUUAACGUUACGCCUGCAGAUAAAAACCUUCAGCUGCAGGAAAUCUAGAGUUCUGUUCGUCCUUCCUGUCUGAAAAACUAAAGAGUCUGAGAGUUUGUGUUUGUUUGAAACAUUCAUCAAUGUUCAUGUUUCAGUCGUAGACGACCGUCUUCGUCCUCUCCUCCCUCAGACACGGUGGAGCGCAGAAAUCUUCUCGUCUUCAUGUGUUUUUUUCUUUCUCUGUUGUCAGCGGGAAGCUGGGGGCUCUGCGCCUGAAGGUCCGGUUGGUGGAGGACCGGAUCCUGCCGUCUGUUUACUAUCAGCCUCUUAUUCACCUGCUGGUGGAGUCCGUCAUCUCCCCCACUGAGGUCAGCGCCUCUGUGUUAAAUGAAGUCCUGCUGUUUUAAUCUCUAUUUUCAUAUGAAGAGUCAUAUGUUUCAGUUUGUCAGAGAUCAGGCAGGAAAACUGCAUGUAUGGAGAGCAAAAGCAGGCGGGAAAAUGGCGUCCCAGCUGCUGUCGGUGAAAAUCUAAAGCAGACAGAUCAUCAAAGUUCAGACCCACUGACUGACGGUUUAUCAGACAGCAGGUUUCAUGAGUUUCAUCGAGGCAUAAAUCAUCAGACGUUUGCGGUUUUGCGGUUUCUGAUACAGACUCUGAGUCUGUAUCAGAUUCAUGAUGUGAGUCUCUCCUCAGGUGGAGGACACCAGCGCUCUGACCAUGCUGGAGGAGGUGACCACGGUGGAGAGCCGGCAGGACGUGGCGAUGACUCUGGUGAAGAUUUACCUGGGUCAGGGCCUGGUGGUGCCGUUUCUGGAUUACCUGAACACCCGGGAGGUCAACCACACCGGUAAGAUCACAGAACCAGAACUGUUUGAGAAUCACUGUUGGUCGCGAUGCGGAAAUGAGAGUUUAGAUGUUCACGUAUCGAAAGAGACGAGUUUAGCAGUUAUUUGGGAACAUGUUUCAGUUUAUAAUCCGCUCACUUUUUAGAUCAUUUCCGGAGUGAUUCAGCUUAUUUGUUUUUCAUGGUUUGAUUGUCAGUUAAAGCUAAAAGAGGAGAUACAAACAGAGGAAAAUUCAGGCAUCCACGAGCUUACACGGCACACGACAUCUGACCUCAUCUGUGAAAUACUGAAUUAUGACCAGGCAAAAUGACAAAUCAUGUGCAUCUUCAGAUAGAAAGAGAUCUCAGUCUGGACCACUUUCAUCUAAAGACUUAGUUUCUGAUACUUGGCGGUACGACCCUGAUCUGAGAGCUCCCUGCCCUUCGCCAUGCUAAUAUGGAGGGGCGGAGCCUGCAGUGAGGAGAGGACGCAGAAAAAGUCAGAGCAGACAUCAGAGAGAUCAGACCCAGCAGAAGAAGGAUGAGGUUCAGGUUCUCAGAGCGUCCUGAGCCUCAUUAGACCCGUUUGUGUUUUCAGUUUUACUUUGUCUUCUCCUGUUAUCUAAUGAGAAAAAGAGAGAAGUGUUAUUGGAGUUGUUUCCCUCACUAAUGUAUGCAAAGCAGCAGCUGUGAUUGUGUAAUCCACAAUGUGCGUAAGAUCUAAGUUUAUCUGGAUUAGUCAGAGUUCUGGACCUGCCUGUACGUCGUCUCCCUCUCCAGAGAGCCGAUCACUGCCUCUAUUUAACUCUGAAUUGACACGGAGGUCUCUGAACAACACAUCCAUGUUCUGUGUGUGGGCAGCUCCAGUCGGCCCACACUAUAUUUACUAACUCGACGCCAAUUAUUUACUCACCCAGCCGUCUUUUUUUGGCUCCUCUCUGGUCUGUGUUAGUCAUCGUUUUUUGCCUCCGCACCACAUCCACAUCGCUAAUUCACACCGAGUUGUGUUUUGGUCUUUGGCUUCUGUUGGUGUAGCUCGAGAUAAUAAGCAUAGUGCCGACGUUUCCAUAGCAACUCCACAUGAUCAGAACGGUAAGCGCUUGAUCAGGAAUAGAUGGUGGCGAGCAGGCAGACAGUGAAGUUGGGCAGAGGGGCAGAGAAAAGGAAAAUGUUCUGGACUCCCGCAGAGCCGCAAAAACCGCCGAGUUCUCCCUGAAAUCCAAAAUCUGAUUCUGAAAGAAAACCGUUUCACCUGUCGACCCGGUCCAGUGUUGUCACCUUGAAAGAUAUAAAGGAUGCAGCUGCUGCAACAACAGGCUGUUUAGUUUUGUUGGUGAAGCAGAUCCAGAUCAAACAGAAUAAAACUGAGACCACACAACGUCUAAACCUCACAGGGGACUUCGUUUAGCUUCAUCUUAUUCAGGAGGAGCUUUUCAUGCAGUCAUUUAACCUUCUGGUGUCACUGUUGGGAGUUUGGGGGAAUUAUAAAUCUUCAUCCUGCGUGUAAAAGUAAAAAGACGAUGAAAUGAGAACCGUACAAAAGUCUCAGGUCAGAUGCAAACGGGAGAUGUAAAAGGGGAGAAAAGCACAAAUUCAAAGAGGACAGCAAGUCUUGGAUGGAGUGAGAAACGGACAGGAUCAGAACUCUGAGACCGGCUUUAAUAGAGACUAAAUAGAAACACAAUAGAGGCAUUUAUUCGAGUCCACGCUGAUGACCGUCUGGACCACAGAAACAGGUUCGUCAUUUUAACACCUGAAACUUGUGCGAGGCGGUCGUGUCAGUUUUAACAAUCUCCUCAUCAAAUAUUCAUAUUGAGUUAUAGAUGCGUCUAGAUUUUUGUUAGUGAGAUUUUUCUGUCACAGCGUAAACAUGUAGAGGACACGAUGAGCGACAAAGUUCUUCACAGGAGCUUUAAAGUCGUCAGGAAUCUGGAGACUGUCAUGAAGUCACAGGUAUAAAGACGUUCAGUCUUUAACAGGGUGAAAAUAUCAAUAAAUGAAGUUCUAUGUGAUCGUUCUUCUCUGCUGAGUCAUUUAUGAUAAUAACAUGUGACGACGAGCUGAGCCUGCUGUUGCUGUUAGGGAUGUAAAUGAGCGCUGUUUGUCUUAAACUGUUGAAAUCCUGCUCAUGUCUCUCUGCUCUGAGGAUCCUAAACUCCAGAGAUGUGAUUCAAAUGUUCAAACUCAGAAUAAAAAUUAAAGAAUAGAGUAAAUAAAUCUCUGAAACUGAAUAGAUAAAUAAAUAAACCGGAUCAUGAAACACUGAACAGAGUAAAAAAGUACCUGAUCAUCUCUCCUCUCCAUUUUCUCCUCCUCUAGCCGAUCCGAACACGUUAUUCCGCUCCAACUCUCUCUCCUCCAAGGCCAUGGAACAAUUCAUGAAGGUGUGUUGGCGUUUCUCACCUUUGUUUGAUCAGAAACGGUUAGCUGCUGAUUCCUCCAUCUUUAUUCUUCGCUCAGUUAUAUUUCAUGUGUUUUCCUGCUGCAUCGAACUCGACGUCUGUCUCUGUGUGUUUGUGUACGAGAGCCCCGCAGCACAGAUGUAAAUGAGCCAUCUUGAACAUAUGCUCCUGUUUGCUGGCAGGCUGUCGGUAUGCUGUAUCUGCACGAGGUGCUGAAGCCCAUCAUCAACCGCAUCUUUGACGAGAAGAAAUACAUCGAGCUGGACCCCUGCAAGAUCGACCUGAACCGCACCAGGUGAGACCAAAGCCCGGACCGUCAAACAGAACCCGGUCGGCCUCACAGGUGUUCACGAGCGUCGGGGGGGCUGGGUCAUAAAUUUCUGAGCUAAAACAGUCAAAUGGAAAAUUGCCUCUGGAGACUUCCUCUACACUUCACUCCGGAGAGGAAGAGGAAGGCAUCAAUGUGAGAAAAUGAAAAAAAAAAGAAAAAAGGCUGUAAAAAGGGGGGAAGGCUGUUGCCAGGCAACUGCUAUGAGCCCCCUGAGAUGUCUAUCUGUGACAUGGAGGGAGAAGCAGGAUCUAACGUGCUCUUUGUCUGCUGUAGAUCUGCCCGACGUCUCUCUUAUUUGUUUUUCCAUCUUUAUAAAUCUGAGCGAACAAGUUUGAAAAUCUGUGUUUGUCUGUUUACCGUCUGUGUGUGUGUGUGUGCACGCGCUCGCACACGUGAGGACGUAAAGAGGACACAGAGGUCAUCCAUCUGCUGUCACUGACACAGCGUCUGACCUGUCCUCCAGAUAAACUCGAUAUUCAUUCAUUCAUUUCUGUCGUCUGUCUUCCUCCCUGAAGGCGGAUCUCGUUCAAAGGUGCGGUGUCGGAGGCGGAGGUGCGGGACAGCAGCGUGGAGAUGCUGCAGAGCUACUUAACCAGCAUCAUUGAAUCAAUUGUUGGCUCGGUCGAUCAGUGUCCUCCCGUUAUGAGAGUGGCCUUCAAACAGCUGCACAAGAGAGUGGAGGAGCAAUUUGCUGAACCUGAGAAUGAGGUCAGACACAAAGACGCCAAAAAAAAAACCACAACACAGUUUCAGAGCGUUUUAAUCGACCUCUUCAGCUUUUUACUUCCUCUUUGCAUCACAGGGUUAUAAGUUUAGUUAUUUAGCUUCUCCUGCCUUUAAAGAAACACCUCGGCUCUUAAACUCAUGAUUUUCUCUCUUACAGGAUGUGAAGUAUCUCGCCAUCAGCGGAUUCUUUUUCCUGCGUUUUUUCGCCCCUGCAAUCCUCACGCCUAAACUCUUCCAGCUGAGAGAUCAACACGCCGAUACUCGCACAAGCCGAACGCUGCUACUAUUAGCCAAGGUACGCACCACAACACAACACAGAGACACACACACACAGACAACACCAUGAAUAAUUUAUCCACGUCCAGACAUCACACUCCAGGGCUAAAAAAACAAAGACGAGGACACAUGCUGCCUGACAGCAGAGAGGAAUCUGAACCAGGAAUACAGCAGACUCUGUUUGGACCGUCAACAUGAGCAGAGGCUGAACUCGCUCUUUCACCUCCUAAAGUCGAUACCUGAUGCUGAUAGGUCAGCAUUAUCUUCCCUAAGAUUACUCCCUGUCAAUAGAACAAGUGUUCGACCUGCAAGUUUAAUUGCUCCACGAUAAACACGGGAAACUAUUUCGAUCAAUAAAUCAAUGAAUCCUCUCAGAAUACAGCGAGCGUCUGGAAUAAAUAAAUAAAUGAUCAUAAAUACACAGUCCAGCUCUGAACAGGCUCCUCCGACAGGUCUGCAGGUUCUGGAUCAGAGGAUCCGUGAGGAGAACAUGUUACGCAGGACGCCAGAAUCAGGACGCCAGAACCACUUUAUUUAUGCACAAUUUAUUGUUAUUUAUUAUUUAUUUAUUUAUUUAUAAUAAUAACAACAACAACAAUAAUAAUAAUAAUAAUAAUAAUAAUAAUAAUAAUAAUAAUAAUAAUUAAUUAUUAUUAUUAUUAUUAAUUAUUGUUUAUUAUUUAUUUAUUUAUUUAUUUAUUAUUAUGAUGAUGAUUAUUAUUAUUAUUAUCAUUGUUGUUAUUAUUAUUAAUUAUUGUUUAUUAUUUUAUAUUAUUAUUAUUAUUAUUAUUAUUAUUAUUAUUGUUGUUGUUGUUGUUAUUAUUAUUUAUGUUUCAGUGAAGGGUGAAGGUACACGAGUUUUUCGUCCCUAAGAGUGGAGCAGGGCUGACAAAGUUCAACUUGACCUUUUACACUAAAGCUGCGUUGAAGGUCACUCGGAGGUCAGAAGUCGGAGCUGAAAAUGGCGUCACACCCGAGUUCCCAACGUUUCAGUUACAAAGUCGGUAAAAAGCGAAAUUGGAGGUGGAAACAAGAUGGCUACAUCUAUGAAAGUUAUUUUAGUGUUUGCCAUGUCCGAAUAUAAGGCAAACGCUAAAAUAACUUUGGUGGAUGUCGCCAUCUUGUUUCUACCUCCGAUUUUGCUUUUUACCGACUUUGUAACUGAAACUCUAGGAACUCGGGUGUGACGCCAUUUUCAGCUCGAACAUCUGACUUCUGAGGAAAAUGGAACGAAGCAUAAGCCCGAAACAAAAACCCUGAUCCCUGAGGAAGAACAUGAACGAACAGAGGAGAGACCCUGAGGAGACCCUGAGGAGACGGUUCGGUUUACUGUGGGGGGGUCAAAGGUUUCUUCAGGUUUCAUUUUAGAGCCUUUCGUGUGUUUUCUAACACGUCAAACCCUGAUCCGUCUCUUAGAUCAGAUCCAUGUUUGUGAUUCAAUCUGAACUUCAGGAUCUCAGACCAGAAGAAAAGUCCGACCUCGGCGUUCUCCGGCUUCUGCAGUCGCUGUCCGCGGUGCUGAAGUGCUGUUGCCAUGGGUCCACUAUAAAGAGAGGGAACAUGCUAUUUUUACCUGUGUGUGUGUGUACACGUGUGUGUGUGUGUGUGUGUGUGCGGUUCAAAGCCCUGCUUCAGAGAGGGCUGCAGAGGGACUUCCUCCUCGCCCUCGCCCAGGUGUGGGCCGGACAAAAGGCCUCACAGCAGGUUUGGCCUCAGGGACCCAUUUGAUCUGGAACUUUGAGAUGUGCGGUCCGUCACACUGAGUUCUGUGGGUUAGUGCAGAUCUGAUGUGCCGGAGGCGUGUGCUGAUGUUGUGUUUUCAUGGUCGCCAGGCGUUGCAGAGCGUCGGGAACCUGGGUCUUCAGCUGGGCCACGGGAAGGAGCAGUGGAUGGCGCCUCUUCAUCCCAUCAUCCUGCGCAGCGUGUCGUCCGUCAAAGACUUCCUGGACAAGCUGAUCGACAUCGAUCACGACAUCGGUGAGGCUGACACGAGUGAACACACCGCCAAACAUGUAAUCAAGUAAAGAAAGGAGGUGGAGCCCAUCCCCCACAGACCAGCUGCUGGACACAUUAGGAUUAGAUGAAACAAUACAGCAGCACAGACGGGGUUAAAAAAUUAAUAACCAGCUGGAGGCCCAGAAAAGAGAUGACACGCUAAAUGAGCUGGCGGGGAGCUGGAGUGAAAAACCACAAGCCAGCAGUGGUUAGGCAGCAUGUCUUGGCGUUGGCUGUUGUUGUGAAACAUCUUCCCCCUCUGAUGUCUCAUGUUUCCUUCUGCAUCACGCCCCCUCUCUUUGACAUUUAACACUCUCUGUCUCUGUCUGUGUGGAUCUGGGGGGACAGACGUGGACGUUCGCAGGCGUCUGUGAACCUGAACAGAGCUGCUGUUAAUGACCGAGUCCUGAAAUGAAGACUUGAACCUCACUUCACUAAUAAAUCUGACUCUUUGUAGAUUCUUGCAGCGCCACCUUGUGUCUGUCUUCAUAACUGGUUUCUCUUCUUCUUCUCCUCUCCCUGCUGCAGUGUCUGAGGUUCCUCAGAGAGCGGUCUUCAUGCCCUCGGUCACCGUUAAAGAAGGAUAUCUGCACAAACACAAAGCUGAGGGACCGCAGCUGCUGUCCCGCUUCGCCUUUAAGAAACGCUACUUCUGGUUGACCAGUGAGACGCUGUCCUACGCCAAGACCGCGGACUGGCAGGUUGGUGCUGAACAGGUGGGUCACAGCUUCUUAUUACAUAUAAAUACAUUUAUAAAAGUAUUUAUUUAUUUAUAUAUUAGAGGUCUGUAUUUUUAUAUAAAACUAAACUAAACGACAGCAGCUCUCAGCCUUGAUUCGUUCACCUGGUUUAAAGUCUUUUCGGCAAAUUUACUCGAUGUUCCAACUUGAAGUGAGUCUGUUUAAGUAGAAAAGCUCAAAUCUGUCGUGUAAAUCGUGUCUUUAGAAAAUGUUUCUUGUGAAUCAAUGAAAACACGGAUUAAUUAACCCUUAAAAGACCUAAACCAACGUCUCUGUACACCCAAACAUUUUGGACAUCUUGGACCAUUCGAUUUGGGCCCAAGAACUUUUUUUCAGGAUCUGAAGCUCCAGACUCGAUAAUUCAGACUCGGCGCGGACGCAGGGUGAUAAUCCUGUCAGGUCUCCAGGAUAAAUGUGUAUUUCUGCUCCUCGGGGCCUAAAGUAGACACGGUGUAAACUUUGAAUCAAAGUCAUGUGAAAGUGACUCAUCCAUUAUGAGGCGCUGAUACGCCCGCUGAUGAUGAAUUACUCUCCGUGUCUAUUCUUUGAAGGGCACUCGUCAGCUCGGCUCAUAAAAAGAGGAAACCUUCUAGUCAUCCCCAGUCCUCGCUCCGGUCUAUUUGUGUUGAUCUCCUUGUGAGAACAUCAUUAGUGUGAUUACCAUGCGGUGCCUAACCUCGUCAUAAUGAUCUCCUCUCAUUCACCAGCCGCAGACUGAGAGAGGGAGAGAGAGAGAGAGGGAGAGCACGAGAGGGGGAGCCGUGGUCUUUCUCUCCCCAGCGCGGUAAAAAGCUCCUCUUUGAGUCGGUCCGGUCUUUGUGUGAGCGGAAUAAAAGCGAGGGCUAAUUGAAGGCUGUGGAUAUUCAUGCUAACAUUGUAAAUCAGCGCGCAGACAAUGUCCUGGCCCCUUUCCUCCAUGUUGGAGCACUCCAGUCUCAGUGAGGCGAGGUCCCGUUGGAAGAGGCUGAUUUACACUUUAAAGUGGCCUUUGCUGCCGUGCUGAUCUCAUCUUCAUUUCCUCCUCGUCUCAUGUGUGCAAAAUAUUUCACUAUCAGACGCCGCUCCCUUCAUUCGCUCUGUGAUCUGGUGUCACUUUAAUUUCACUUUCGCUCCUCUGAGAACCACCUGAAGCUGCAGCAGGAUCCUCAUCAGCAGCCCGUGCACACACACUCACUCACUCACUCACUCACUCACUCACUCACUCACUCACCCGUGUUCACUGGAGAUGUGGUUUUGUGGCUGUGAUAUUGCAGGUGCGCUCCUCCAUCCCCAUUCAGUGUGUGUGUGCGGUGGAGAGGGUGGAUGAAAACGCCUUCCAGCAGCCCAACGUGAUGCAGGUCAUCACCCAGGACAACGACGGACAGCUGCUCACCAUGUACAUCCAGUGUAAGGUGUGUUUGUACCGACAGGCAUCAGUGGAGUUUAUCAAACAGAGUUAUGAAACAAAGACUGACUGUGGAUUAUCAUAAAAAAAAACUAUUAUUUUAAAGGGGACCUGCCAUAAAAAUGUAAUUUUUGGGGUUUUUUGUGUCAGAUAAGGUCCAUAUUGUGUUCGUCUUAUGUUGUACAUGUGAAAACAAACCGUUACGUCGUUUGCAUUCUGUAAAGGUUUAAAAUCAAGGAACGAGUAAACCAGGCCAAUAGAAAAAGCCCGUCGGUGUUACGUUGCGCCGACCUUGCUCAUUAUUAUUCACGAGCGCGUCCUCGGUGAGCCGCGCCCACUCUCUCGUUCUCGUACUCAGUCACAGCCAGAGCGAGACCCAGCUACCACUGUAUCCGCUAUGGGUCUCUUCCAAACGACCGGUGUUUCCUUCGGUUCACUGCCGGGAAAAUUAACUUAAAGCUGGGCAGAAUGAAUGAGAAAACACCGCUGGAGAUCUCCGGCUUCUUCCUCAACUUCCACCUCCUCUUUGGACUCGGGGUCUAAAAUAUAUGGUUUAAUACCUGCCGUUUUUAGCCUUUAGCAUAAGGUGACCAGACGUCCCCGAUUUCCGGGGACAGUCCCCGGAUUGGAUGACCUGUCCCCGGCAAAAGCUGUCCCCGAAAAUGUCCCCGAUUUAAGCGUUUCAUGAAUGAGAGCAAAUAUGUUGCGUGUGGGCUCGAACAACGGUUAUUACAGUAGCCGAAUUUAGUUAGCAGUCCUGAACAACAGUUCUUACGGGGGUUAUUACAAGGGGCAUGCGCUGCUACUAAAUAGUACAGAGAUUUUGUCUGUGAUCACACAGCCCCUGCAGCCCCUGCACCACCGCCGCCGCAUCAAAUAUCCCCGGAUAUCAUUACAGACGUCUGGGCACCUUACUUUAGCACACAUUAGCAUAUGCUAUUAGCAUUAGCAUAAUAACAGUGGAUAAACCGAAAUCCGAACCUCCACUGCUGAGCCAAUCAGAGCACAGCAGGCUUCACAGCAGCGAUCCAAUCAGAGCAAAGCUCAUUACCAUAAAUGUUAAUGAGCCAAAACCAGUUGGUUUUCCUGUAAGGUUUUUUAGGCAUACUAAAACAAACCAUCAAAUAACUUUUCAGCUAAAAUUAUGUUGCAAACAUGAUCAGAGGACAUCAAGGAUUAUGAAAAAUUGAUAAAAAUGGGGAUGAAAUUUUGGUGGCAGGUCCCCUUUAACUUUUUUUAGACCUUUACCCCGCUGAGUGUUUCCAUCAGGUAUAAAACAAAUCAAUAACACACACUUCACUCAGAGGCCUCUGGAAUAUCACCGAAAAUGUCCCUUUAAGGAGCCACUGAUACUUAUAUUUACUGUGUUUGUGUCUGAACAGAAUGUGAACGAGCUGAAUCAGUGGCUCUCAGCCAUCAGGAAAGUCAGUAUCUACAACGAGCGCAUGCUGCCCUCUUUCCACCCCGGAGCUCAUCGCAGCGGCAAGUGGACCUGCUGCCUCCAAGCAGACCGAGCCGGUAAUCCUGCCAAACCUCCAGGAAGAGGCUGAAGCAGCUGUUUUUAUUCCGGGGUGCUUCUUCUUGUCUUAUAUAACAAAUGCAGAUCAGGUGCAGAACAAAACUAUACAACCUAUUCACAAAGCUUUAAAAAGCUGCUCCCAGUGAGAAACUAAAAAAAAAAAUCAGUUUUCUAAGAACUCCUCAAAAGGUUCAGACUGGAUCUUUGUGAAGUUUAACAAUAAGAGAGUGAGGAGAUGAAGGAAAGAUGGUUAAAUUGGAGGAAUAAACUCUCUGAUCUGUUCUCACAUAAACAAAAUAAUUCUUCUAAAACCUCGAGAAUCUCAGAUAUUCUCAGAUUUUUGUCCCGAGGAGCAACACUUUGUGAUUACGGCCACAGAAAAAGUGAAAAGUGUUCAGAGAGCAUAACCAGCUUCAGUCUUACGUUUCCCUCACGUUAUCUCAGCUGAGUCGUGUAAAAGUGAGUGAGCUCCAGCUGAUCCAUAUUUAAUGACGAAAACCCUGGAUUUGUAGCUGCCAUGUUUUUGUUGCUCCAGUGAAGAUUGAGCUCCGAGGAUCAUAAUUUGAUUUUCUCUGACCGGUUACUUUUUAUUGUCACUUCGACUCACUGCUCUGAAGAUGUGCAGGUUUAUAUUUGAUGUGGUGCGCCGCUGUUGAAUCAGAGUCUGUCUCUCAGUCACAGGCUGCAGCCGGACUCACUCCGCCGUGACUCUGGGGGACUGGAGCGACCCGCUGGAUCCUGAUGUAGAGACACAAACCAUCUACAAGCAGCUCCUCCAGGGCAGAGACAAACUCAGGUGGGUGGAAACACUGUGUGAACGUCUCCAGCCUGGGUGCAGUUCACUAAGUGGACACUGGAGGUCACUGUUGUAACACAGGACUGCACUCACCUGCUGCUGCUGCUGCUGCACAAUGACGCCACACUCACGGUUUUUCUCAGACGUUUGGGCGAAUUUGUGGAAACAGUCUCAACUUUCUCUAAACUGUAAUUAUCACUCAAAUUCAAUAAUACAUUAUAAUAUAUUAUUAUAUUUAGUUUGUUCAGAAUCUGUUUUUUUUUCUGUCUGGUUAUCGGUCGGUGUCACUAAAAUGAGAAGUUAGUAUGAAACUGUUUGAGCUGCUCAAAAUGUAAAAUGUAUAUCAUGAUUAUAAUGAAGAUAAAAUGACUUUCUUGUGAAAAAACAAAACCAAACAAACAUCCUUAAAAAAAACCUCUGCACUUCUUCAUAAUGUUGAACCUUUUGUCAUUUCAGUGCUGAACCAAAGAGAACGAUCUAACCCAUUUCAGAGUAAAACCCUGACGACAGAGAGAGCAGCUUUUGGACAGUGAUUAUGUUUCUAAUAUGAUUGAUUUUGCAGGAAAAAGUAUCUCGAGGUGCCAGACGCCGGUCAGACAUCCAGCAACAAAGAAAAGAUCACCUCUGACAUGAGACCAGGUGAGGCGGCUCAGAAACAUCUUUCUUUUCUUAAAGGAGUUUUCAGGUGAUGAAUUUCUACAGUAUGAAGCAGGACUGACACUGUGGCCGUUCAGCCACCAUGGGACCAAAGUAAGACAUGUUCCCAGUGACUGCUGACCUCUGUCACAGAUUCUGUUUGUGGUCUUCGUGGUCCAGAUCUGCAGUUUCAGCUGAGGCACAGGGGCCUCAGAAUCUCAUCUCUGUCUUUUGGUUUCUGAUGUGGUUUUGUUGGUUUCUUUGGGCUCCGACCUCAGGCACUGGUUUACAGCUGAGUGUGAAGUGACUGGGAUGGGAAACCAGGUCCACACUGAUUAAAAAAAGCCCAUUUUCAUUUCCUUUCACAGUGGUUAGGAUCUUUCUGCUGUUUUUGUUUAUUCUAACUGAUCGCAAAAAGAUUUCUUUCUCUACCAGGGAGGGUUUUUUUGUAUUUAUGAUCGUAUUUUCACUCUCAGUUUUGAUGCAUUUUCUGUCCCACAGGUGGUGCAAAGUCCAGCGUUCAGCAUAUGAAGUCGGGUCAGAGUGUUGCUGUUCGGCUGUUAACGGUAAUAGACGAUCUGGAGCAGGCUCACGCCACUUUUCAGCGCAGAGAGAAAGAGGACUCCACCAGUGUCAUCCUGAAUCCCUAAACUCCACAGAGACACAGACUGGGACCCACUGACACUCAGCAUCUUGUACCGACAUGAGAGUGAACAUCAGAUGUUCACUCUCUUGAUUGUCAGGGACUAAAAAGUGUCCGCAGGGUGAAACCUCCUCCAGCCUUUUAGUCCAUGUCCCCGCUGUACAGAGCAGAGGGAGUUCUGCCACUUUGAGUCUUUUUGUAUCCGAUGAGUGCCACCGACUUCUGCAGCGCCAGAGAAAUUAUCAUACUUGACGAUAAAGGGGGUCGGGAGACUUUCAAGCAUGAUUUGAUUUUUUUUUAAACUAGAUAACAAGCAAUCCCUUUGCAUGGCCUGAACCCACUUGUUGUGAAAUGUUAAAAGAAGCUUUUAUAUUUUGAAAUAUUGUACAGGACCUCGGUCGCACAUUUUUAUGCAAAAAGCUUAAGUCGUAGUGUUAUCUACAGUAUCUGAAUGUAAGGUGUUUUGAUAUUGCUUUUAUGGAGGUUUUGUAUUUUAAUAAGGCAUUUUAUCACAAUGUAACGGUGACGUUAGUGUUGUAGGUCAAACUAACAUAAGUUUAUGAGAAGCUGGUGCACACGCCACGCUGACACGCUGCCUGUACAGUGAGCAAAAUGUGUUAAUUUUAUUGUUGCGUUGGUCCCUUUAUACUGAACAAUGUGCUUUUGUUUUGGUGCUAUGGCCAGUCAACUUAAUUCCAAUGUUAUAUACUAAUAUUAAUAUUAAACUGUUAUUUUAUUUGAAGCAUAACUGAGGUCCUAAAGGUAAUAUUUAACAAUAAAAAACACGUGACCCACUAUGAAUCAGAUUUAAAUAAAGAAAAGACAACACUCCUGCAGAUACAACACAAUAUCUAGAGUUAGGAUGUGUAUAAGAUGCCAAAUUACUUCCAUAAUUUUAAUUUUAGGAAACUUUAUUUAGGACACAAAAGCUGUACAUCGAUAUUAGGGCUGUCACAGUAAACCAAUAUAGACGAUAACCGUCUUCAAAGUAAAAUAAAUAAAAAAAUAACACUAAUAAAAAUCGGUUAACUACAACACCCGGAGUUCAUAGAAGAGGCUACAGCUAGCUAACGAGCUAGCUUUAGCAUCCCUCUGAGGGAGAUGAUUCAGCACUUUCACAAACGGAUAUUUACAGAUUUAUUGUGAAUCCAAGAACAACGUUAACGCUUAUGUCUCUUCAGGUUACGGAUCAGUUUAACGUUUUCUACUUUCUAUCGUUAUUUUAAUUAUUUUGAAAUUUAGUUCGCUAACUUUAGUAUCCGCCAGACGAUGUGAUUUCAAAAUAAAAGCAUGACAAAGACUCGUUUUCUGAAUUAGUCACAAAUUUGACUAUCAGUAUAAAUGGGAUAUAAUUUGUGACCUAACUGUGUUUUAAUGAUAAAGUGUAAUGAAGCAAAUAUGUCGGUCCAUUCACAUUUUAACUGAUUCCCCCCAAGUUUUCCAUUUUAAAAUUUAAUGGCAGCUAUGAUCAUAAGGGUAAAUUUUAAAAUUGUGACAGCCCUAACGGACAUGUGUUAAAAUAAUUUCUUGGUCAUCAUCUUGUACAGGUGCUAAUUUUAGUGGAUCAUAUAUUCUCCUUUGAUUUAACACUUUUGUACACAUGCCAGACAUCAAAACAUGACGCUACAUUAAAAACAGCUUUAUUCCUCCAUGUUUGG
Messenger RNA from Xyrichtys novacula (pearly razorfish), 21263 nucleotides. The record is from the annotation of a GenBank genome assembly. NCBI's taxonomy places the organism in Eukaryota, Metazoa, Chordata, Actinopteri, Labriformes, Labridae.